CCAUCCCAGUGUCGCGAGACUCUGGUGUUGCUGCGUGCUGCAAUGGGGGCUUCGAAGUUGGACUUGAAUACGCGCAUAAAGCUGGCUCGGAGUUUUCAGAAACUUGACGAACCUUGAUAUCACUACUACCUGAUGUUUUCUUCUUCCCGCCAUUGAACCGGAAUUAUCCGUAUCUGACAGAGGUAUCGAGAGGGAAUUGGUUACGAGUUGUCAAUGGUCGAAAAAGCCCAGUGUCAGCUGGAAGGGCACGCGAUGUCCAAGAAAUUGUCUCAGGUAACCCGGGAGGAUACUGAGAAAUCUAUCAUAGCCCAUGGAACUCCUCAAACCUUUGUCACAUCAAUUCGUGUCCGGACCUGCACCUGUCGGCGUUCAAAAUUCUGAAGCAUGCAGACUUGGGAGAUCCCUCCAGGUGCUCCCGCCCUAUGGCCAACCCCUGAAUCUCAGGGGCUAGUUCAUGCUUAGUCAUCCGCCACUCAAGAUGCCAAAAUGGCAUUCCAAUUCCACUGCCACCAAAGGACAGCAUCGCAGUAAAGCUUCAACCCCAACGUGCAGCCAACUUGACCACGCUCCUUUCCACCACGCCCCCGUUCAGCACUAUCACGAUCUUUUCACUUCUCGAUUCUCUUCUUCCCGAUCUUGAUUCCGGGCCCAACCCAAAAUGGCGGCCAACAAGUACUCCGUCAUCCUGCCGACCUACAAUGAGCGUCGCAACCUCCCUAUCGUCACCUGGCUGCUGAAUCGCACGUUCACCGAGAACAAGCUCGACUGGGAACUCAUCAUCGUCGACGAUGGCUCCCCCGACGGCACGCAAGAGGUCGCCAACCAGCUCGUUAAGGCCUACGCCCCGCACGUCACCCUCAAGACACGCACCGGCAAGCUGGGCCUUGGCACUGCCUACGUUCACGGCCUACAGUUCGUCACGGGCAACUUCGUCAUCAUCAUGGACGCCGACUUCUCCCACCACCCGAAGUUCAUCCCCCAGAUGGUCGCCCGCCAGAAGGAGGCCAACUACGACAUCGUCACGGGCACCCGCUACGCCGGCAACGGCGGUGUUUACGGCUGGGAUCUCAAGCGCAAGUUCGUCUCCCGCGGCGCCAACCUCUUCGCCGAUACUGUCCUGCGCCCUGGCGUCAGCGACCUGACGGGCUCCUUUCGCCUCUACAAGAAGAGCGUCCUCGACAAGGUCAUCUCGAGCACCGAAAGCAAGGGCUACACCUUCCAGAUGGAGAUGAUGGUCCGCGCCAAGGCCAUGGGCUGCUCCGUAGCCGAGGUGCCCAUCACCUUUGUCGACCGCGUCUACGGUGACAGCAAGCUGGGCGGCGACGAGAUUGUAGAGUACGCCAAGGGAGUACUGUCGCUGUGGUUGAAGGUUUAAGGAAGGGAGGGAGUAUGAGGGUGUGCAAAAAAGGGGGCGAUUUGGAGUGAUACGAUACCGAGGGAUCUUUUACUGUUUGUUACAGGAAACAAUUGGCAUGAAACGGGCGUUGGGGGGAAAACGGGAAUUCAAGUACCGAUACCUAAUUAAUGGCAAGUCGCAUGGAAGAAGAAGAAAACACGUUCAGCUCAGUGAUGUUAGGCCGCUUGACGUCCCCCCCGCCCCGAUCUAUCGUUCGCUUCGGCAACCUUGCCCUGCUCGCUCCUUCCUCGCGUACGAGGACACCUUAAAUACCCAAACAAGCUCACUGGUUUCCAACAACAGUCCGUGACGCAGCGGGAUUAUUAGACGCUUCUUUGAUUGAACGUCCCGGCGCACGGGUGCGUGGGUUCAAGUCCCACCGCCGUUAGCAAAAUCCUAGCAUCGUUACACCUGAGGCUGGUAAGAGCUUCCUAGGAUUUUCAUAAACUCCGCUGUCCGCAAGGAUAAGAUUUGAACUUUUUGGGGGCUACGCUUCUCCCAGGUUAUAUAAUCUUUGGUUUCCAUUACCCCUUC
Messenger RNA from Colletotrichum destructivum, 1930 nucleotides. RefSeq names its product Putative glycosyltransferase 2, nucleotide-diphospho-sugar transferase. Gene Ontology annotation, molecular function: dolichyl-phosphate beta-D-mannosyltransferase activity. Gene Ontology annotation, cellular component: endoplasmic reticulum membrane. NCBI's taxonomy places the organism in Eukaryota, Fungi, Ascomycota, Sordariomycetes, Glomerellales, Glomerellaceae. The coding region runs from base 659 to 1375 and encodes 238 amino acids. Gene Ontology annotation, biological process: protein O-linked glycosylation via mannose; dolichol-linked oligosaccharide biosynthetic process; GPI anchor biosynthetic process. The record is from RefSeq and is a predicted model, not a curated record. The transcript has 2 exons.